AUGGAUCAACAAGCAUUAGCUCAGCAACAACAGCAGCAGCCACAACAGCAACCACAACCACAACAAUUAACACAGGAUAACCAACAACAAAACAUGAAUAUACUGAUGGAAGUUUUAUCUGUUAUUAAGCCAAUCGCAGAGAUGGUAAAACCUAAGAGCGGCAGCUUCAAAAUAGGAACUCCAGAGAAGUUCACUGGAUCAGCAAAUGAGGUUUGGUCGGAAUGGAUAGUGAAAUUUCAACGCUACUUAGAACUUACCCAAUGCCCUAGGGACAUGUGGCUCCCAAUUUUGGAAUCUUACUUGUCUGGACCAGCCGAUAGAUACACCAGUUUUGUUAAGAAGGAGACGGAAGCACAUGACUACAACAUAGAAUUACUAAUUCCAACCGGAAAACAAGCAGAUAUGUUCAAAAAAUACUUGUAUUCAGUAAAAAUGAGAUCAGAUUCGAUGACAUCAUUAGAGGAAUAUAACGAGAAAUUCAGUUCAUAUGCAUCGAAAAUAGGAAACAUGUCUGAUGACGAUCUUCGUAUGCAUUACAUUGUUGGAUUGACUCUCUCAAUUGGAAACAAAGUGGAAAUACAUCAUAAACUAAUCCGUCCAACCGAUGGUAAACCAAGAGAACUCCUUGUUUCGAUAUCUCAUUUAUUAAUAUCGAAUCAAGAGAUAUUCAAUAGUAGUAAAACAACUCGUCAACUACGAGUUUGUCUUGUUUCUCAAGUAUCUUUUGCUGGUUUCUGUUGUAAAGAAUAA
This is a messenger RNA of Heterostelium album PN500, 750 nucleotides long. RefSeq lists its product as uncharacterized. Lineage: Eukaryota; Evosea; Eumycetozoa; Acytosteliales; Acytosteliaceae. The record is from RefSeq and is a predicted model, not a curated record. The coding region runs from base 1 to 750 and encodes 249 amino acids. The transcript is spliced from 5 exons.